GGAAGAGCCAUCAGAUCUCCCUGUCCAAAAUACUGACAUCAAGGCUGCUAUCCAUCUCCUGCAGCAGGAAAUCCUAAUUACAGAAGUCCUACUGAGAUGGGAAAAAUCAUCGUUUAUGAGCAUGCCAACUUCCAGGGUUAUUCCAAAGAGUUCACCACUGACAUUACCAAUUUAAAAGCUGUAGAUUGGAAUGACUGUAUUUCCUCAGUGAAAGUCAUUGGCCAGCCUUGGGUGGCUUAUCAACAUGUCAAUUUUACAGGCAACUUACUGGUGUUUGAGGAGGGAGAACACGACUUUGUUGGUAGACAAAUGAAUGACAGGAUCAGUUCUCUGCAGGUGAUCACUGAAGAUCUGCAUAACCCCCAGAUCACUCUCUAUGAACAUGCCCAGUAUCAGGGGAAGAGCAGGGUGGUGAGAGAAGCAACCAACCUGGCUAGGGGAUGGGAUAAUGACAGCAUAUCUUCUCACAAAGUCCAGAAAGGUGUUUGGCUGUUGUGUCAGCACAGUGAUGGAAGUGGCUUCCGCUACAUCGCCCGAGAACACGAACACCUCCCCAAUUACAAGGCAAUCAACUUCAAUGACAGGCUGUCAUUUCUGCGUCCCCUCCUUCCUGGCAAGAGCUGUGGCUGCUAGCCAGCAAAUCCUGCAACGCUGAGGGAAGAUGCAGCCCAGCAAGGAAUUUUGAGACCUAGGUCUCUGUCUACGUUUGCAUUGCUUUUUUCCCCUGUAUCACAGAUAGAGAGCUCUCUCUCACGCUGCUCUGCAGAUUUGUAUUUCCCAGUCCUGCCUUGCACUGUUCUCCCUCCCUAGAACCCCCACAAGAGCAAGAUCUAUUCUAUUUGGUUAAAUGAAAGAGACUCAAAGAGUAGGGACAGGAAUGUAUAACCUCUUGCACCUGCAGCUGGCAUUCUCGUGUCUUGUACUAUGUAGUGUAAAACCAUUGCAAGGUGCUACUGUUGCUAGAUGCAUAAGCAAAAUGUGAGUAUAUAAUCAGCAUCACUUAUUUUGUGUUUGUUUUACAGUGCUUC
Messenger RNA from Calypte anna (Anna's hummingbird), 1028 nucleotides. RefSeq names its product epidermal differentiation-specific protein-like. The coding region runs from base 97 to 633 and encodes 178 amino acids. Lineage: Eukaryota; Metazoa; Chordata; Aves; Apodiformes; Trochilidae. The transcript is spliced from 2 exons. Gene Ontology annotation, molecular function: structural constituent of eye lens. Gene Ontology annotation, biological process: lens development in camera-type eye; visual perception. The record is from RefSeq and is a predicted model, not a curated record.